CCUUCAUCAGGCAUCCAUUGAACGCAACAGAAAAAACAAUUCAAAAUUUGUGAUUUUUAAAGUCAGAAUCAAAACUCUCAUCUGAAAAGGAGAACUUCAAAUGGAUGAUAGUUCUUCAAAUUCCUAUUCCCUAUGUGAUCAUCAAAAUCUUGAUCAGGGACAAAUGCUUACUGAAACAACUGGAUGACAUGUUGCAACGGUCCUCAUAAUUACCACGGUGAGCAAAAGCCAUCCAGUACGCACUACAGUAGUUGUACAGACCGCAGCAUGCCAGAGGAGAUUCAGCCAGUUGCCUGUAGUCCCAUAGACAACAUAGACGGGGGAGGAGGGAGGGGAGGAGGGUGUCUGGAGAGGAGGAAAAGAGGGGAGAAGAGGAGUAUGAGGUCUGGAGAGAGAAAGCAGAGGAGAGAAUAAGAGGACGACAAGGAGGAGGAGGUGUGGAGAUUCAGGUGACACAUCUCUGCUCUUAGUAUCCAGGCCCCCUAGACUGUCUAUGGGUCUUAACGGGCUGCGUUCCGCUCCGAGUGGACAGGCAGCGGGGCGGCGGGGCGGCGGAGCGGCUCCGGACUCUGGCGCAGGUUAAGCGGCUGGACGCAGUGACAGCGCAGAGAAAACCCGCGGCCACUGAGGGACAUAGCUGACAUCUUUGGCUGUCACAGUGAAGCAGCAUGCCAGCGAUCAGUCACACCGACCGCGGGGUGUGAAGGAGGGGCGAUAGAGGCUAUGGACAUGCCGGAGGAUGAGUCGUUGUUGAAGAACCGGACGGAACACGGGCCGGAGCCGAGCCAGGGGGCAGCGCGUCCUGCAUGGGCAAUCACGGCGCUGGCCAGCGUGCUGAUCUUCAUCACUGUGGUAGAUGUCCUGGGAAACCUGCUGGUCAUUGUGUCCGUGUUUAGGAACCGCAAACUCCGAAAUGCGGGAAAUGUCUUUGUGGUGAGCCUGGCCUUUGCUGACUUGGUUGUUGCAUUCUACCCCUACCCGCUGGUGUUGUACGCCAUCUUUCAUGAUGGUUGGUCACUGGGUGAGACCCAGUGCAAGGUGAGCGGCUUCCUGAUGGGCUUGAGCGUCAUUGGUUCCAUCUUCAACAUAACAGGCAUUGCCAUCAACCGCUACUGUUACAUCUGCCACAGCUUCAGCUAUGACAAGCUGUACAACUACCGCAACACUCUGCUGCUGGUCGCACUCAUCUGGCUCCUGACAGUUGUAGCCAUUGUCCCCAACUUUUUUGUUGGCUCGCUACAGUACGACCCACGCAUCUACUCAUGCACAUUUGCACAGACAGUCAGCACUGCCUACACCAUCACAGUGGUGGUCAUCCAUUUCUUUGUGCCUAUUGCUGUGGUCACCUUUUGCUAUCUGCGCAUCUGGAUCCUGGUCAUUCAAGUGAGGCGGAAGGUUAAGUCGGAGGUGCGCCCUCGUAUCAAGCCCAGUGACCUGAGGAACUUUAUCACCAUGUUUGUGGUGUUCGUGCUGUUUGCAAUUUGUUGGGCACCACUCAAUUUCAUUGGGCUCGCUGUUGCAAUCAACCCUGAAGCAGUGGCACCUCGCAUCCCUGAAUGGCUCUUUGUAGUAAGCUACUUCAUGGCUUACUUCAACAGUUGCCUUAAUGCCAUCAUCUAUGGCCUGCUGAACCAAAACUUCCGCAGGGAGUACAAGCGGAUCAUCAUGUCUGUGUGGAUGCCACAUCUCUUCUUUCAGGAGACAUCACGGGGGGGUACUGAAGGCAUGAAGAGCAAACCCUCACCAGGACUCAAUAACAAUGAGCCAGUGAAAGGAGAAACUCUGUGACACUGUUUCCCUCAAAAUCUUUGUCCCUCUUCUUCUGUCUUCACAUGUACAGUGCCAUCGAUCAAACUUUAUUCUCUACUGUGCCAAAGUCUCAACAAACUCUAGAUAGAGUGACCAACAGUGAACUUGAGUGAAGUUAAAAUGAAAAAAGAGGCAUAUUCACAACAAUAGCUGUGUUAUUCAUUAUUUUAAGAGUGUCAUUCUUAAAACCUAAGGCUCAUCAAUUUUGGUUUGUACUGAUUUUAUCUAAAAAACACCCAGAUUAUUUUAAAAUUAGAUAUUUCGCCUUGAUUUUUUAUUUCCAUGACUAAAACAUUGCUUAGUUUACACUUAACCACCAUAGAUGACAAGUACAGUUCUUUUUAUGAUUCCUUUAACAAAGCAAAAAGAAAGAUGGAGACAAAACACAAAGUAGCUAUAGUAUGCUGCAGGGAAAAAAUAACUAAAAGUUGAAUCUGCCAUGGAUAUACAUAGUCCCAGAGGAUGAACUCUAAUGUAUCUUGAUUAGUACAACAAGUAGUUCAAAAUUUAACUCCCCAGAGGAUGAACCCUUUUUAUGUUAGGCACUCACGCUAGUCUCAGUUAAUAUUUGAUUGUUUGCAUGUUAUUGUGCAGCACAUGAUUUACAUCCAGUCGCAAGAAGUAGUUGCACGUCUGAUUGCAUGUUCAACUUUGAUGCCAGAGACCAGAGUUAUUGUUCUGUCAAGAACUCAAGUAAUGACCAACAAGUAUGAUUGCAACCACAAUGUUUCCCUAACUUGCAAUACUGUAGAUGCCAUGUGUAGAUAUUGUUAAUAAUACAU
Messenger RNA from Thunnus maccoyii (southern bluefin tuna), 2591 nucleotides. Its product is annotated as melatonin receptor type 1B-B-like. Gene Ontology annotation, biological process: G protein-coupled receptor signaling pathway. NCBI's taxonomy places the organism in Eukaryota, Metazoa, Chordata, Actinopteri, Scombriformes, Scombridae. The transcript has 3 exons. Gene Ontology annotation, cellular component: membrane. Gene Ontology annotation, molecular function: melatonin receptor activity. The record is from RefSeq and is a predicted model, not a curated record. The coding region runs from base 724 to 1788 and encodes 354 amino acids.